GCACUGGAAUCAUAGUAUUGCUUCGUAUUCUAUUAUUGUAUAUAUUCAUUCGAGACAGCUCUAUAUAAGGCGAUGGAUGAUGCGAUAUUUAGGGGUCACUGCGAAGUCAUCAAUAACCUCGUCUCGUUUAGCUAAGAACUGCCAUACAUUAAGCACGUCCUUGGUGCAGUUCCCCUCUGCUCCAGUAUGAAAUUUCACGUCAUUCUUCUCGGUCCCGGCCUAUUAGCCGGUUCUUCUCUGGCUUUGAGAGGACCGGUUCCGCGGGUUGACUCGGCGGGUUCUUCGCUCACGCCUUUCACUUCGUCAAUCGGCCAGUCUCCUUUUCCGGCUGGAGCCUCUUCGUCUACAUCCGGCGUGGCCCCUGUACCAAGCGGUUCCCAGGGCAUUGGUCCAAAGUGUGGUAAAGGCUAUACCUACUGUGGCUAUAUGCUCACUGAAAGCGGUCAUAAUUUUGCACCUAAUGAUAUCAGCAAGGCUUAUUGCAAUGGCCUCUCGGAGCUCUGCACAAAUAGCAAGCCCAAGACAAACGUUUCCGAGGCUGUCUUUGUCUGCAUGAACGAGCAGCCGUCUAGCGUUGAGCUCUUGUGUGCCUGCAGUAGCAAAUGCCGCAACGACGCUGACACCAACUUCAUCGCCCAUUGCGACAAGCCUUGCAUCAACGCAUGAGCACGGGAUAGGAUUUAAGCAUACGGAAAGGGGUGAAAUGGGAGUUUGUUAAGACAUCCACCUACUUGACGGGAUGGCCGCUGUGUGGUUAACGCAAGCUAAAAGUCGUAGUAUGCAACGUCACUCGUUAGUUACAUGUAAUCCGAAUUCUACUCUGCUUAUGCUUAUUAGCCUAUUCUAUGGGUGAUCCUUUGGUUUCUAUCGUAUGCUCUAGCCAUUGAUUGCCCUAGUCCAUUUGCGCACUGUCUCAGGGGGUAACAAAAGGUCAAUGACGUACGGAAUAUUUUGAAUAGUAUCUCAUUUCCGCCAAUUAUUAAUCAAAUACCUUUUCCAUGAUGUCACGGCUCUUCUCGUGGCGUAUAGCUGUUGUGAUGAAGAGUAUGUAUCUAGCAGUAGUGGUACAUAGUAUGAAAUAUAUCACGAUACCUCC
Molecule: messenger RNA, 1096 nt
Organism: Daldinia decipiens
Lineage: Eukaryota; Fungi; Ascomycota; Sordariomycetes; Xylariales; Hypoxylaceae
Exons: 2
Coding region: 187-666 (159 amino acids)
Source: RefSeq, a predicted model, not a curated record